Molecule: messenger RNA, 2352 nt
Organism: Prorocentrum cordatum
Lineage: Eukaryota; Dinophyceae; Prorocentrales; Prorocentraceae
Source: the annotation of a GenBank genome assembly
AUGACCAUCGACGCCAAAAAGGCCGACGCUAGAAACAAGAAGCACAAGGGAUACGUGGACGGCUUCAUCGUUGAAAGGUGGGGUGGCUUCGCGGCGUUCAACAAGAGUGUGUCGGAGGCGUUCGCAGCUGCCCGCAUACAGCAGCUCUUCGUCGCCCGGAACGAGGCCGCCGUCGCAGGCCUCUCGGGGCUGCUGGCCCACGACAGCGGCACAGCGCGGGAGAGGGCAGUGGGCGCGCUGAGCACGUUGGCCGCCGAGAGCGGGCUCGGGCGGCCCAUCUGGGAGGCCCCGGGCGCCGGCCUCGCGCGGCUGCUGACCGACGACGGCGCCGGGGCGCGGGGGGCAGCGGCGCGCGCGCUCCAGCGCCUGGCCGCCGAGAGCGGGCUCCGGCGGCCCAUCUUGGAGGCCCCGGGCGCCGCGGCCAGCCUCGUGCGGCUGCUGACCGACGACGGCGCCGGGGCGCGGGAGGCGGCGGCGUUCGCGCUCCGGAAACUGGCCGCCGAGAGCGGGCUCCGGCGGCCCAUCUGGGAGGCCCCGGGCGCCGCGGCCGGCCUCGCGCGGCCGCUGACCGACGACGGCGCCGGGGCGCGGGAGGCAGCGGCGGCCGCGCUCCAGAACCUGGCCGCCGAGAGCGGGCUCCAGCGGCCCAUCUGGGAGGCCCCGGGCGCCGCGGCCGGCCUCGCGCGGCUGCUGACCGACGACGGCGCCGGGGCGCGGGAGGCGGCGGCGGGCGCGCUCUGGAGCCUGGCCGCCGAGAGCGGGCUCCGGCGGCCCAUCUGGGAGGCCCCGGGCGCCGCGGCUGGCCUCGUGCGGCCGUUGACCGACGACGGCGCCGGGGCGCGGGAGGCGGCGCGCGCGCUCGGGAGGCUGGCCAUCGAGAGCGGGCUCCGGCGGCCCAUCUGGGAGGCCCUGGGCGCCGCGACCGGCCUCGCGCGGCUGCUGACCGACGACGGCGCCGGGGCGCGGCAGGCGGCGGCGGGCGCGCUCUGGAGCCUGGCCGCCGAGAGCGGGCUCCGGCGGCCCAUCUGGGAGGCCCCGGGCGCCGCGGCCGGCCUCGUGCGGCUGCUGACCGACGACGGCGCCGGGGCGCGGGAGGCGGCGCGCGCGCUCGGGAGGCUGGCCAUCGAGAGCGGGCUCCGGAGGCCCAUGGGAGGCCCCGCGGGCGCCGCGACCGGCCUCGCGCGGCUGCUGACCGACGACGGCGCCUGGGCGCGGCAGGCGGCGGCGGGCGCGCUCUGGAACCUGGCCGCCGAGAGCGGGCUCCGGCGGCCCAUCUGGGAGGCCCCGGGCGCCGCGGCCGGCCUCGUGCGGCUGCUGACCGACGACGGCGCCGGGGCGCGGAAGGCGGCGGCGUUCGCGCUCCAGAACUUGGCCGCCGAGAGCGGGCUCCGUCGGCCCAUCUGGGAGGCCUCGGGCGCCGCGGCCGGCCUCGUGCGGCUGCUGACCGACGACGGCGCCGGGGCGCGGGAGGCGGCGGCGUUCGCGCUCUGGAAACUGGCCGCCGAGAGCGGGCUCCGGCGGCCCAUCUUGGAGGCCCCGGGCGCCGCGACCGGCUUCGCGGCGGCGGGCGCGCUCUGGAGCCUGGCCGCCGAGAGCGGGCGUGAGCGGCCCAUCUGGGAGGCCCCGGGCGCCGCGGCCGGCCUCGCGCGGCCGCCGACCGACGACGGCGCCAGGGCGCGGGGGGCGGCGGCGCGCGCGCUCGGGAGCCUGGCUUGUGAGAGCGGGCUCCGGCGGCCCAUCUGGGAGGCCCCGGGCGCCGCGGCCGGCCUCGCGCGGCUGCUGACCGACGACGGCGCCGGGGCGCGGGAGGCAGCGGCGGGCGCGCUCUGGAGCCUGGCCGCCGAGAGCGGGCUCCGGCAGCCCAUCUGGGAGGCCUCGGGCGCCGCGGCCGGCCUCGCGCGGCUGCUGACCGACGACGGCGCCGGGGCGCGGGAGGCCCCGGGCGCCGCGACCGGCCUCGCGCGGCUGCUGACCGACGCCGGCGCCGGGGCGCGGCAGGCAGCGGCGGCCGCGCUCUGGAACCUGGCCUGUGAGAGCGGGCUCCGGCGGCCCAUCUGGGCGGCCCCGGGCGCCGCGGCCGGCCUCGCGCGGCUGCUGACCGACGACGGCGCCGAGGCGCGGGAGGCAGCGGCGCGCGCGCUCCAGCGCCUGGCCGCCGAGAGCGGGCUCCGGCGGCCCAUCUGGGAGGCCCCGGGCGCCGCGGCCGGCCUCGCGCGGCUGCUGACCGACGACGGCGCCGGGGCGCGGGAGGCAGCGGCGGCCGCGCCCCAGAACCUGGCCUGUGAUAGCGGGCUCCGGCGCUCCAUCCAAGAGGCUCGUGGUGGCUCCGCCAUGAGCUGCUGGCCCUCGUGA